AUGGAAUCAGAAAACCACACAGAAGUAUCAGAAUUUAUCCUCUUGGGCUUCUCAGAAGAUCCCAAACUGCAGCCCCUUCUCUUUAGGCUGUUCCUGCCCAUGUACCUGGUCACGGUGCUCGGGAACCUGCUCAUCCUCCUGGCCAUCUGCUCUGACUCCCACCUCCACACCCCCAUGUACUUCUUCCUCUCCAACCUGUCCUUCAUUGACAUCUGUUUCAGCAGCACCACAGUCCCUAAUAUGCUUGUGAACAUCCAGACACACAGCAAAGCCAUCACCUAUACGGGCUGCCUCACCCAGGUCUGCUUCACCCUGGCUUUUGCCGGAUUGGAGAACUUUCUCCUCGCAGCGAUGGCAUGGGACCACUAUGCAGCCAUCUGCCACCCACUGAGGUACGUGCACAUCAUGAGUCCCCGGCGGUGUGGUCUGCUGGUGUUGGUCUCCCUGCUCCUUAGUGCUCUGGACACCCUUCUCCAUAGCCUGAUGGUCUUACAGCUGUCCUUCUGCAUGCACCUGGAAAUCCCCCACUUCUUUUGUGAACUUGCCCAAGUCAUCAAGCUCACCUGCUCUGAUGCCCUCAUCAACAACAUCCUGGUGUACCUGGUGACUAGCGUGUUAGGUGGUAUUCCUCUCCUUGGCAUUAUUUUCUCUUAUGUUCAAAUCAUCUCCUCCAUUCUGAGGAUGCCAUCAGCUGGGGGAAAGCAUAAAGCUUUUUUCACCUGUGGAUCUCACCUCUCGGUGGUCUUACUGUUCUAUGGAACAGCUUUUGGGGUGUACAUUAGCUCUGUAGUUACUGAUUCUUCCAGAAAGACUGCAGUAGCCUUGGUGAUGUAUACAGUGAUCCCCCCAAUGAUGAACCCCUUUAUCUACAGCCUGAGGAAUAGGGACAUGAAGGAAGCCCUGAGGAAACUCAUUGAAAGAACAUCCUUUUUGUGA
Molecule: messenger RNA, 936 nt
Organism: Nycticebus coucang (slow loris)
Lineage: Eukaryota; Metazoa; Chordata; Mammalia; Primates; Lorisidae
Product: olfactory receptor 7G2-like
Exons: 1
Coding region: 1-936 (311 amino acids)
Biological process (GO): G protein-coupled receptor signaling pathway
Cellular component (GO): membrane
Molecular function (GO): G protein-coupled receptor activity; olfactory receptor activity
Source: RefSeq, a predicted model, not a curated record